CCACAAAAAUCUAAAUCAUUCUUCUUUUUGUUUGAAUAAACAAAUUGCCCAUAAUUUAGGAUGCUGAGGAAACUUAGGGUGCUCCUCAUGCUGGGCGGUGCCUUAGCUAUCAUCGUUCGUAAGCCUGGCUCUCCUGCGGUCACCAUCCGCCACACUGGCCUCACCAUCGCCACCGGCAGGGCCUACGCCGAGUUUUUGGGCAUCACCCAAUGUCAGUGCGAGGUGAAGUGUGUCGUAAACCCUUCUGUGUGCAAGGGCUUCUCCUACGACGCUGAUGCGACUUGCCGUCACAUCGACCACUACGAGCUGGGGACACCACGCAAUGGUUCUACUUACGUCUAUUACCUGCCAUUAGGUCUACCAGCUGGCACCAUCAAACGCGAAGAUGGCCUGUACUACCUCUACAACAACUCUCAGGCAUUCACUCUCGACCAAGCAAGGCAGACGUGUCUGGAUAAGCCAGGCUUCCGACUCGCGCAAGCCAAAACCAAACAAACUGCGGACAUAUUCAGGAACAUUCAUUGGUACGGAGACUUCUAUAUUGGCCUGACUCGCCUGAGCAAUGGAUCGCUGGUGUGGAUGGACGGCAGCCCUCUGCAGGUUGGGGUCUUGGCUGCAAAUGAACCCACGGAUUACGCUACAGGAGUCACCGCUGUCAUGGUCUACUACGGAGGGAUCUUCUCAGGCGUAUACUAUAGGCACGAGAUGCCUUCGAAGUCCCACGGUUACCUCUGCCAGGCAAACUACGACGAUAUGCCUUGGUAGACUCUGCGCAGUGGACUAACUGUGGUAGGCUCUCUGUUAGAAGUGAGGAGGUAGACUAGCAAAGAUGACCAUACUGAGUUUGCCGUGUUAGAAAGGACGUGGUAAACUCGUCGUGGUAGACUCACCAUAAUGGGCUCGACAUGUUAGGUCAUGAUCGAAUAACCAUACAUGGCUAGCCAUUUUAGACUGGCCUCUUUGAACUAGCCUCGGUAUACUGGUUUAGAUUCAACUGGUCUCCAAUAAUACCUGCGAUUAGUGAUGGUCGGGUCUGUUAUAGAGACAUAGUCAAUAAAUUUAUUUAAAAACACAACAAUUACCCCCAAAAAUUAGAAAUCUGAUUAUUAUCUCGUAAACUUACUCAAUUAUUGAAGUAAAUGACGUUCAAGAUAAUAUAAAUCAUACUAUUAUUAAAUGGAAAAUGUCCUUGUAACACGGAAACAAACCGCCAGUUCAUCUAAAAACUCAA
Hyalella azteca is the source of this 1231-nucleotide messenger RNA. RefSeq lists its product as uncharacterized. The coding region runs from base 61 to 765 and encodes 234 amino acids. The transcript has 4 exons. The record is from RefSeq and is a predicted model, not a curated record. Lineage: Eukaryota; Metazoa; Arthropoda; Malacostraca; Amphipoda; Hyalellidae.